CUAAGUAGGACUUCUUAUUCUGUAAAGCAAUCCCAUUAGAGUUGCUAUUAUGCACUAUAUUCAACAUCUUAAAAUGUGUGCCAGCUUGCAUUAGGUUUUUGUUUUAAAGUUUGCACUGAAUUUUGAAAUCACAUGACGACAAAUUGAUAAAAUUCAAGUUUUGGUGGGGAUAUCUUUACUGAUGGUUGCAAUUCUCUUUACAGGAUCUCCCUUAUUUGAAAAGGAUGGAUUUGAGCAACUCCAAGUAUCUUAUAGAGACUCCAAAGUUUUUUUGGACCCCAAAACUUGAGCGACUAGAUUUUACGGGAUGCACAAACUUAAUACAUGUCCAUUCAUCAAUUGGACAUCUUACAGAACUUGUUUUCUUAAGUUUGCAAAACUGCAGCAGUUUGGUUGACCUUGACUUCGGUAGUGUAUCAAAUUUAAGUUCUUUCCAAGUUCUACGCCUUUGUGGUUGCACAAAACUUGAAAAGAUGCCAGAUUUUACUGGGGCAUGAAAUCUUGAGUACCUUGAUAUGGAUGGAUGUACAACUUUAUCCAUGGUUCAUGAAUCCAUUGGGGAUCUUGCAAAGCUUAAAUUCUUGAGAAACUGCACAAAUUUGAUUGUAAUUCCCGAUAGCGUCAAUAGGAUGAUUUCCCUUGUAACUCUAGAUUUUUACGGUUGCUUGAAACUUACAACUCUACACCACAAAGGGCUUAUGGUUAUAGAAGAUCUUUGAUUUCUCUGGAUUUAAGCUUUUGCAAUCUUCAUGAGGUACCAGAUGCUAUUGGAGAGCUAAGGUGUUUAGAAAGAGUAAAUCUACAAGGAAACAAAUUUGAUGCACUACCUAAUGAUUUUUAUGAUCUUAAGAGUCUAUCUUAUAUAAACUUAUCUCAUUGCCACGAGCUUCAAACUAUUCGUCAAUGGCCACUUUCACCAAGUGCUUCUUCUAAAGGAAGAGAUUUUAAAAUGGCAGGGGGAUCUCGUCAUAGGUCAGGAUUAUAUAUUUUUGACUGCCCCAAGUUCACGAAGAAAUCCAUAGAAUAUACAUGGUUACGAAGACUACUUCAGAAUACCCAUCACUUUCGGCGCAGCUUUGAUAUUGUUGUUCCUUGGGAUUGGAAAAACAUUGAUUUUCCAUCAAGUUGUUGUAUUCCAGAAUGGUUCAAUCAUCAAUUUGACGGGGGUGCAAUAGUAAGGAUUGUAGAUUCUGCUGUAGAUGUUAAGUGGUUUGGCUUUGCCUUCUCUGUGGCAUUUGAGGUAAACAAUUGUCCUGCAAAUUCUGGUUCUCCACAGGAUUCAUUUUCCUCGGCACUGCCACAUCCUUUUUAUCUUUCUUUUGAAAGUGAACACACAGAGGAACGCUUCGAUAUGCCACUCAGUUUGGAACUGAACAAAAUUGAUGGCUCCAAACAUCUUUGGUUAAUCUAUAUAUUUCAACAGCAUUGCCAUUUCUUAAAAACUGGAGCACAUAUCACAUGAGCAAAUGCAAGAGUCUCGCUCUAGGUUCUCGGAACACUUCAUGGAAUCCGAUGCGCCCCAACUUGUCUUAGAUUAUGUACAAGAAACCAGCAGCAACUCUGGACCUAAAUACAGCUUCCCUAUAAUUGGUUGGUUACCGAGGAGGAAGAAAUUGAGAAUUCUCGAGCCAAGUCAAAAGAAAUUGGUCUUUCUAAUCUAGGCCUUUAGAUAUCCUAACAACAGCCAAAAUGCGCAACAGGUUCCCUUAGCCUUGAGGUGAUUAUCUCACCUAAGCAGUGGCAUAUUAUUAAGUAAUAAAUAAUCCAUUAUCAGUGUUAAUUAAUAAUGAAUUGCUAUAACCAAUGAUAUGGAUUAUAGUAUAAGAUGUCUAUCUUUUGCAG
This is a messenger RNA of Medicago truncatula (barrel medic), 1842 nucleotides long. RefSeq lists its product as uncharacterized. The record is from RefSeq and is a predicted model, not a curated record. Lineage: Eukaryota; Viridiplantae; Streptophyta; Magnoliopsida; Fabales; Fabaceae. The transcript is spliced from 2 exons. The coding region runs from base 950 to 1462 and encodes 170 amino acids.